AACCAUUCCCCGUUCUUCGGUUCGGUGUCUGGAUUGCCGUUCGCUAUCCAAAUAUCCAGGCUAGUACGGUCAAGUUGUAUAUGUGUAUGUGCGCGCAGGUGUCUCCCUCGCUCUUGAUUCUCGUUGUUGGGUUAUACGUAGUAGAGUAUUGCGUGUACAUAGGUGAACGGUGGCACGUGUAUGCAUGUGUUGGAGGUAUACACGCGUGUGCGUUUCCCGUUCCGCGAUUCGCGUAUCCCGAAAAGAUGGCCGCCAUGAAAGCGUACGGUUGUGAUGUUGACGUCGUUCACAGCAAGGCCGCGUCACGUCCUCGAAAAGCGUGAAAAGAAGGUGAUUAUUCGAAUGCUUCCACGACUCUCAUGGUGCUCUCUAACGAGAACGCGGUAUAGCGAGAAAGUAGUUGAUAAUUCGAAACGCGAGUGCGGUGUUCGUAGGAUCCCUCUCGCAGUGUUCGACGAAAACGACGAACAGAAGAGAGGAGAAAGAAGAGAGGGAGGACGAGCGAGGAACGUGCCCUGUAAGGGGUUGAAAGGAAUCUUAUGUGACAGAGAGAGGAGUGGACGAAUAGCCUGUCGAAGAGCGGAGGUAAGAAGAAAGGAAAGAAGAAAAAUAGGAAAGCGCGUGGAGAAUACAACAGGGUGAUACACGGAAGUUAGUGAUAGCUAGAGAAUCGCGGGUGGUUUAUGGUGUCGCGAGUGAAACAAAUGCGUGCGCGUCGUACGCGAACAAGCCUCUCUCUUGCCAACGAUAUCCCGGUCAACCUGUUUUUCGCAUUUCCUUUGGGCUGCCUUUUACGUGUGACUCGAAACAUUGUGUCAACGAGGGACGGCCAUAUUAAUCCGUAGCCCCCGCCGUCACACACAUAUUCCAACAAUCUUAACUCCUUGAGGUGGUCCCUCUAGUUUUACGAUAUUCGCUACAUUUUUGGUGCGUAUCCUAUGUUGCGACCAAUCUUCUCUUAACCGUGUCGUGUCGUGUCGUACCGUGCUGUGCUGUUCCGUGUAGUGUCGUGUCGUGUCGUGUUGUAUCGUAUCGUAUCGUGUCGUGCCUUGCCUUCUAGCACCGUACCGUACCGUACGUAUCGUGUCGUGAUUCCUCGACUACUUGGAUAUACGCGUGAGAUAAUGUUCAGAUUUUCGCCGGAUGACGGUGCGUGCACCUAGUGCAUGGACGGUGGUACUAGUGCGUACAAGGAAUAUAAACGACCGCCACUACGUGAGUUCUAUGCCACCCGAUGUUCAUGUAUCGUUCCGAAACAACUCAACGGUUCUCCACCACUGUGUCUAUCCAGUUUACCAGCAGUACCACCCUUCCUAAAUUCUCUACUAUCCGCAGAAUGGUAGUGGUACAGCAGGCGCUGGAAUUCGGUUGGUAGUGGCGCGUCCCGACUGUGGAGACCACCUGGUGAGAGGAGCAAGAGAAAACCCGGGAUAGCCGGGUGAAGCGAGAAAGAAAAGGAGGCGGAGGUGGUGGCGGUGGAGGAGGAGGAGGAGGAUAGAGGAACAACUUUACGGAGGGGACUGACAGUGACCAAACGAAAGAAAGAGAGGAAGAAAGUAGGCAGCGGGAAGGGGAAGGGAAAAGGAGAAGAAAGAGAUAGAAGGCUCGGUCUCGUGGAAGGACAUCGUCCACGGAUCUUCCGGUAAUUCAGGAUAUCGAACCUUGAAGCUGCGAAGGUCGCUGAUGUCCGCUACGAGCCCUGCCCCUACCCCUGCCAGCUCAGCGUCAUCCUCAGCUCAGAGCGGAGGAAGAAGGUCUUCGCUGCCAUCGACGCGGAGGAAAAUCCGGUCGCUCGUUAGCCUAGGCCUUGAUCGAAGAAGAAGGGAUAUCUUUUACCAGUGUCUCGACGACCACCACGCGUUCUCUCGACCGAAACUUCAGUAUCGCUGCUGCUGUAUCGCCGAUCAGCACGACCACCCCUCUGAAUGUCUUCGCACAUCCAAAAGUCGUGCGUGGUGAGGACACAGGGGCUUGAAGCGACAUUGAGUGACAGCAAAAAGAAGUACGGCGACAAGGUGAAUGCACUUCUGUCCGCCUGGGAGCAUGUCACCAAUUUCAUUCCUGGGGCAACGCCAGAGGCCACCCAGUCUCUCAUAGAAUGGGCUCACAAACACACGUUGAAAUUGGUACUGCGCGGGGAGUGGCCGAAGUUGUCACCCGCGACGAAGACGCACCUCAGUGUAACGUUACAGAGGUGCGCGUCACACCUGGUGCAACACCCCGCUGCACCCAGGUGCACUGCCCUGAUAGCUCUGGUGCACAAUCCAUGGACUCAUCCCGCUCUCGACAGCAUACUUAACGGCCAACCGGAUUCCGAACAUGAAGAGGAGUUCUGUUGUUCGGAGAAAGGUGAACUGCUGACAAUGAGGCUGAAAAUACUUUGCGAGGACCGCUGCGAGGACAUAGCGGUAAAACUCGCCGCUGCAUGCGUACGUUCUCUACGACGGAGCGAUCGGUUGCGCUCACUCUCGGAUUCUCAUCACGUUCAUUACAUGAUCGACGUCUAUAUCGUCCUCUUGUAUAAAUUGAAACGCACGCAAGAUAUAUUCGCUCAACUAAAAUUAAUGGACCUCAGCGACGGAUUGGAAUUGGUCCAACGUCUCAGUGGUGAAAGACCGACAAAGUAUGGAACUGCACGCGUUUGGAGAAAUUCGAUAAAAGCUGCCGAAUUGGUUGCACAAUAUCUCGUUACAGCUGGUAUGGUACGCCCUGUGCCGGAAACAGGCGCAAACGUUUUGGAACAAAUUCUAAACUCCUGGGCAUUGUUGCAUUCGAAAUUAAAAGACGUAGCACCUACGUUGCCGGGGAUGAUAAGGAAGUUAAUCGAACCCGCUGAGAGUGCUCAGCACAUUUAUAUCUUUUGCGCGGUACUUGUUAAGCAUUUUGGCGAUAGCAUAAAGCCCGUGGUAAUCGAAUUGUAUAUCAGGGCGUUGACCACGGAUAUGAACGAAUUGGAGAGUCAAAAAACAAAAUCCGAUACGGAGAAGGUUCGCGAGACUGCAAAGCGUCUGAGCACGCAAUUCCUCAAGUUAGCCGAUGUCGUUGGUAGCAAUAUCGGUAUUGCCCGAGAAUGCGUGUUGACAGCAUUUUCUCUGCAUCCUACCAGGGCUUGUUACGAUAGGAUCAAGGAAAUCGCUGUUGCUUGCGGAAAAACGAAAGAGGAUGGAACCUCCGGUGAUAACGUCACCGGCAAUGAGAAACUAAACCACAUCCUUGAGAAUAAUCAUUCUAACAUAGGAUUAAAAAAGAUCGAUAGCAAUGCCGGAGAAAAGAACGGAACAAAAGUGACGAAUACGGAUUCGUCUUCGUCUUUAUGCAAUUCUUCGUUAUUUCCAGUGUCGCCGUCGUUGUCCAGUUCGAUCACGGGUAUAACAACACCAACGAAAAAGAAUAUCGACUUCCAAAACGGACAAGUAACCAAGAACUUUGAGCGAACGGAUCAACUAUUAAAGAGCCUUUUAACUCUGAAAAAGGGAGAUACGACGAACUCGGCAAGCGACAGGUGUCCUUUGCAUCCAAAGAGGGAUUCAUUAUCCAAUGGUCCACUCGGAGAGCUUUGCUUCAAUUGCGGAGAAUUUAUUGGGAACGAUAUCUCGAAGAGUAAGACUCCAGAAUCGAACAAUACGAACUCUAGAAAUGUGGAAAGAACGCUCGAUGCUUUAAUUCUGAUCAAAGGCGACGCUGUCACGGGUUCUGCGAAUUACGACGAAAAAUCCGUGCCAAAUCAAGUGCUAGACGCGGAAAAACUCGGUCUGUCGCCACAGCUUUGCGACGACUUGGCCGUGGUUUUGAGCAGUCCUCGUUACCACAUGCUUAGCUGGGUUUUGGAUUGGAAGGAGCUGAAAAGUCUGUGCGAGAGAUACUUGGAGAAUGCCGAGGAAAUGAGAAAUACCAACAAGGAGCUGAAAUACCUCAAUAUCGAUUAUUCGCAGUUUAAAGAUUGGCCCUCGGAAGAUGAUACCAAGGAUAUCUUUUUUGGAAUUGAAAAGGGAUACGAGCAAUGGGUGGAUUUACCUUCGGAUGGCUCGGAACAGUUUGGUAGCUUCCAGCCUGCUGGUAACUUCAAGAGGUCGUCGACGAGAAGAAGCCUCGAUGACGCUACCACUACCGAUUCGGAUAGCGGAAGUGUAUUACGAGUAAGGAGAACAGGGAGACAGAGAAAACUUCAUAGAUUAGAAUCUUCCGAAAGCGACUAUGACAGCACGGAACGUAAACCGAAACAUUUUAGGAAUAGGAUCAGUUCGAUCUCUGAUACUGACAGUAAUACGCAAGACAGUCAAACAGACAGCUUUGGCAGCGAUGGAUGCCGACUGGAGGUAAAGAAAAAGUCGAAUAAAUCGUCCAAUAAGGAGUCGAAUAAGAAACGUUCAAAAACUUCAAAAUUAACUGUUGAUUCCGUCUCGCAUUUUCAUAUGCUUGUUAAUGAAAACGUUCGACAUACAAACACGAACGAAGACGCGAGCGGUUCCGACGUAAGUGGCAACGAUAUUAUAACUUUAUUUUCUGCCGAUAUGGAUGAAAACAAACGUGAAACAAUAAAAGGUUCGACGUACACAGCAACCGCGCCAUUAAUACUUACAGAGAGAAGAAGCGACCCAGCGGUACUUAAAUCUUUGAGGAUGUUCAGGCCGCAAAAUUCGAAGAAAUCUGCGAGGAUUUCUCAGAUACUGCACAAGAAUCUUCUAAAUAAGAGUAAAGACAAUAAUAACUUAGAGAAUAAUACGAACAGUAUAACGAAAUUUGCUCCGAUGCUCAGCACGCUCAACCUGAACCCGAAGAUUGUAUUAACCAGAGCAGACGAGAUCGACAACAGACUGAUACGAUCGAAAAAGCAGCAACGAUUGAGUAGCGGUGAUAUUACGAGCGAACUGAUGAACAUUCAGAAGAAUAUGCCAUUCUCUCCGAACAAAAACGCAUUAUCCCCGUAUCAGAAACAAAAAGGAAAUGGAGCAGCCAUCACUGGUAAAACUGACUUAUCUCCUACCGGUGGACGGGACUUAAAUUCUAAAUCGAAUUUGGGCAAAAGAAAGUUUGAUAUUCUUGCGAAGGUUGUCAGGGAUUCGGAUAUCUUGGCAAAAAAUGUACCGGGUCUAAAUUCAUUGGAUAUGAUGGUACCGCCAAGAAUGCGACCCACCGUAAACGUCGUACAACUUUCAAGAAACAUUCCACAGAGUCCGAAUUCGGGCUCUAUCAACAGCGGAAAUACUCCCCCGCGGCCAAACAGAACUCCGAGCGUGGCUGGAAACAUUCAAUUACCCGGUACACCCUCUUCCGGGGGGCACGAUAGUGGUGUUGGCAUGAGUCCGGCCGGUCAAACCCCUCCUCCGAGAUCGUCGAUUCUUCCCGAUGUCGGUGAAGAAACGAAUCAACUACCCGAUAGUUCACCAACCUCUUCUACGACCACGAACGUUUCCGGUCAACUCGAGCCUGACUCGAGUCCUAGAACGGUGCCUAUUCGGCGAAAUCAACAGAGUCAGUCGCCCAAGAAAUCUCCGUCUCCUUGUUCCACGGUCACAACUACCACGACGACGAGCUCGGUAGUCGCCUCGACGACCAUCGCAUCGGAGCAGCUACAAAUCGUUUGUAAACCAGACGGUACAUACCAGUUGGCCUCUAUAAAUCCGAACGUAGUGUCUAAUCAGAGGAAUGUCCUCAAUCUGCAGAACAUCGACGAUGGAAACGUUGGUAAUUUUUCGCGGCAAAACCAAAGAGCCGAAAACGCAAACGCGAACAGGAGUACGUACGAGAGAUUAACGUCUGCAAAAGUGACGGCGCAGUCUGGACAAAACACCGGUUUGCCCAAAUUUCAGCAAGCUUUCGGCAAAACUAUAUAUACGCUUUCCACGGACACGUCGACGGGCGGCGUAACCGGCGCCUCAUCGGAAACGCACGUACAGACGGCAUCCCCGCAGAAGACGGCAAACCUAUCGAAAGCAGUACAAACAUCAGUACCUAAUGCACAACAAACGAACGCGUCUACAGGCAUAAACGUACAGUCCAUUGCAAACAUUCCAAAUACGUUACAAUUAUCCACUAGCAGGCAAAUCUUGAAUAUCGUCCAAAGCUCUGGAAAUAACGCAAACGUAGCGUCUAGUCCGAAUACGAAUCAAACGUUGACGCAGCUAGUACAAAGCGUUCAGAAUGCUUCGCCGGGUGUUAUAUACACGCACAAAAUUCCUGUUACUAUAUCCACUACAAAUCCGAGUCAACUGAACAUUAUACCGACUAUAUCGCAUUCGAAUUCGAUACCACCUGGAAGAACACCGGUGGUCAAGUUGAACAUUAUUCGUGCUCCUUUGAGGCAACCAAACAUUACCGGAGCUAUUCAAGCAGUUUUGGCCACGCCAAGAUUACAACAGCAACAGCAGCAGCAGCAGCAACAACAACAGCAGCAGCAACAACAACAACAGCCACCACCACAGCAACAACAACCAACAGUUAGGACAGACAGUUUACUUGGUUCUCCUAUAGAGGUACCGAAUCAAGUUAGCUCAACCACUUUAGAGCAAUUGAGAGAAUUCGAAAGCGUCCUGGAGCAAGUGAAAGAGAGGAGUACGAUUCAACCACAGUCUCAUCAAACGAUAUCCACCGCAGCCACUACCACCGUACAAACGCAAACUACUACGCAACAAACGCAAGCUACCAAACCACAGCAAGUUUCUGUGAGCGCUCUCACUCAACAGCUUUUGAUGCCGACGCAGCAAACCACCAACAACGAUUUUGCGAACAACGGCAACACAGUAAAUUUUCAACAGGACGUUUUCUCUCAGAAAGUUUCUCUAACUUACGUAAAUCAAAACGCAGGCUCCGUUGCCACGAAAACCCCAAAUUCGACUCCGGUCGUUGUUGUGACCAGCUACUGUCAACCGGCGGCUUCGCCCGCUCUCAGUGUUACUUCGCAAAGUUCUUCCAGUCCGUGCGUCACCCCGGCUCCGACGCCUGCACCAUCCGCUGGGAAAACGCCUCCCACUCCACCUUCGUCGAAAACGGUGAAAAAAACGGCGCCCAAGACGGUGAAAACCAGCGCGACGAACACGUCGAAGGCUUCACCAAUACCGAAGCCGCAACAAAAGCCACAGGAAGACGAACAGACCGCUCAAAGAAUCUACGCUAUAUUAGACGAGUAUGCAGAGCAAUUACGAAAUUCUCCUGAUCUGAACAAUAAACCCGCUCCGAGGAGAAGAUCAAAUCCACCAACGAAUCCGAGUCAAUCUUCGAAGAGGAAAAAGUCGAAUGCGAGCAAAACGAAACCUGGUGGUCAACAGAGUUCGGAACUUAGCCCGAGUACAGACGAUCUCGGAAGAACAAUGGGCAGCGAGGAUUCUUCGAGCGGCGUUGUUCACGUGCAAGACAGUCCUGCUGGUUUCUCCGCUCCGGAGGAACCAUCCAGUAACGUUGGAAACGUGACGGAUGCAACUGCCGAAAUUAGAAACCUGACGAACGAUUCGAACGACAGUGUGGAAUUAAACGUUAAAAGACGAAAUCUGAUUUUCGCGGAACCUGGUUCCGGGCAGUCGAGGGCGGUGAUCGUUCAGGAAGCUGUGCAGACUGGUUCCGUGAGCGUCAGCGAAGCUCUAGCUUCGGUAACGGGAAAGAUGGGAAGCACAGCUGUCUUGGUCCCUGGACCUAAUUACAUAUUACCGAUGAAUCUAGUGAAAGGUCAGCAAUUCACGAUAGUAUCCAGCGGAUCGAAACUUCUUGCAACGGUGCCCGCGACCGUACGAGCUACUGGAAACACCGGUGUAUCGAAUACUCUCGUACUUCAAUCCUUUUUGAAUCAAGCAGGGAAAAUAAUUUCGCAACCGGGGCAAGUCAAACAAGUUAAAAUACCAACGUUGCAGACUCUGUCAAGCAAUCAGACUCUGACCACGACGCAAAACGUUCAGGGUGCGUCGGUGGUUAUUCCUCAUAGUGGAAAUCAUGCUCAAUUUACGAGCGACGUAAGUACAGAGAAGAGUAACAUCAUCGGUGACUUGACUAUGACAAAAUCCGACACUGUGACUGGAGGAGUUACCGUUGAAUCCGCGACGAACACGAUCGUCGUGAACAAGAGCAAUUCUACGAUCGGUCUGAUACAGCGUAACUUGAACGAGCCGUCAGAAAAUCAACCGAUAUGCGGCGUGAUCACCAGCAACCCUAAUUUAACUCUUCAAGGCGCCAGACUGUUCAACUCCUCUAUACACAAACUGACGACGCCGGCGCUUAAGUCUGACAACGUAGUGUGUAUAACACCAACAGCUACGAUCGCCCAUAGUCCAGAAAAGAAGUCACCGCAAGAAAGUCAAAUGCAUAACGACAAACCUGUCUCCAUUCAAACGAGUGCAACGAUUGCUCUCGCUUUUGCCACUCAGUCCGAUGUUUCCUUGUUGAACGACGCUCAACAACAUCAGCAACAGCAACAACAACAACAAAAGGAUAUGAAGGAAAUAUCGACGGAAAUAAUCCCUGGUGCCAAGAUCAUCUCCCCGAAGACAGUCAAGAGAAAAAUCGACGACGCAAUGGGUAUGUCGGAGAACGUUCCGAAAACCUUGAUCACUUCCAACUCUGUCGUUUGUUCGAGCAAUGCCACACCGUUACAGAGUAACGAAAAGAUUGACUCUAUGUCCACGAUAACGGUUGCGAGUAAACAGUCUGGUGGAAUCGACCACGCGACGCAGUUCCUGGUAACUGGUGGACCAAGUAGUUCGGAUAGUCAAGAAUCUGCUGUUCAGCAGUCUGCCGAUGGUAUCGAGGUAUCGUGCAAGAUCGGAAACGGCUUACUAUAUGGAAACGCGCGAUUGCAAGAAGCUUGGGAACCAGAGGGUAAAGUGUCGCCCGAUACACCUUGGCGAUACGUUCCUACGUCAGCGAAUUCUUUAAAUAUCGAACCUUUGAAUUCAAGAUACUCAGAUAAUUCAGAGAACGUUCAAAGCGUUCUGCAGAUCAUCAAUAAAGGUCAAGGUAUCGAGAUGGCGAGUGGACAAAUCUAUCAAACGAACACGAAAAAGUACUUUAUGAAUCAUACGUUAGAACCAUUCCAGCAAUACUCGAAUAAGAGCAACAUGAUGAAAACGCCGUUAAAUCCUAGAUUAGAUCGAGAAUUGUUACAACAAAAGAUGGAGAGGAAAGCAGCCGCGAUAGAACGCGAGAUGAAGCUACAGAAAAGUUUAUCGGAGGAGUGCGAAGACUUGGGCGUGGAUGAACCGAGCACCAGUGACUUGUUCCCAGAGGCAGAUUUGUUGUUCGAUACGAAUCAUUCGCCAUCUUUCGAUCAUUCUUCUCAGGACGCAUCCUGCAGUCAACCGCUGGGUAUGAAAUCUUACGGUGGUUCCUACUUUCGUUCAUUAGAUUCGUCAAGCGGUAGCAGAGACGCCAGUCCCGUUGCCGAUUUUAAGCUGAACGAACGUAGAAAAAGUAGCAGCCAGCGAACCAGAUCCGCGAAAGAUUCUUUGAAGAAAUUGAAAAGAGACAAGAUAGAUGAUCUACAUUUAGAAAAUCCGUCGAAACACUUGCGGCUAACCUUGGAUAAUUUAAGUCAGGACGAAGCAUCGAAUAGUAAUUCUGAUAUUUCGAGAUUAUCGCCGACGAAUCUGGGAUCGUUGGAAAACGAUUCGUUGAAGGAUACGGGUCGGACAAAAAUGAUGUCAAGAAAUGGUUCGAAGGAAGGUUCGCCAAGUAGCGUAUCGAGCAUUCCAUCAAACAUGAAAUUGGAUAUCGACUUGGAUUCGGAAUCGCUACCCCCAAGCAUCAAUGUAAAUAAUACCUCGGCAGCAAGCUCGGGGGACGAAAGCUUAACCUUGCUGAGCGGUAACACCGCCGAUGUCACGAUACCUUCACCACUCUCGCCGAUCGCUGGUCCCAUGCUAUCGACGCACAAGUAUACCUAUACCAAUAAGAAGCGAAUUCCGUCGAAGGUGACGAGGAUGGAUUACCUUUCUUGGGAGAGUCCAAUGUCCGAGAGAAUGAGAUCGAGCAGCGACGAAGAGGAUUCUAGUAUAAGCGAGUCGAUCAGCAGUCAACCAGAAGACAACGCUCUGAGCAACGGACUCGAGGAUAGUGUACAAAGUCUCAAAUCUCUGUCGAACGAGCGACGCUGCAAUUAUCUAAAAAAAAAGGAUAAGUUACAGGUGAAUUCAAGAGUAGUAUUGAAUCGAGCGGAUCAUAAAAGUAGUCUGUCGAAACGUACCAAGCUGAACGAGUCGAUUCAAGAUUCGGUCAUGGUUUCCAGUGAUAAGGCCUCUGAGGCCUCGGACGACGAAACGAGCAAUAUCGCUUUGGUCGAGCCGGGCUGUCGAGCCAGACGAUCCAGUUUACGUGGACACGUUAAGAAGGGAUGUGCCUGUUGCAACGGAUCGCCGGAAAGACCCAAAAAGAAAUCGGUCAAGCCCGAACAUUCGAAAUUAAAGAAGCGACUGCCCUCGAAACAGGCUGGAAAGAAAAGGUAGUCCUAGCGUUCGAACGCUCGACGGAGCAUCGCGUGUUCAAUCCUAAUAGUGUAUGCUCAUGCCUGGCGACACAUGUCCAGUGACAAAGGAGCUUCCAAAUGUAUGGGCGUCGUACUCGUACUUCUCGCUACGAGAACGACACAAAACCUAUAACUGACAGCCGGAAAGCGCAUCGAAGGGAAACCAAAUCGCGUAUAUAAUUCGCUCGGAUCGGAUGAUGAGGUACACAAACUACAAAUUUGUAUAUAAUAUAUUAGCGAAUACGGGAGUUGUUAGAGACAAACUUUUAUCAUACACCGAUAACUCGGAGUGCGUCAGUUCUCGAUACAGCGUAAACACUGAUCCCGUUUCAUCUAUGAGAGAGCAAAGAAAGGAGCAUAGAAAGAGCGAAAGAGGGAGAGAGAGAUAACGAGCGAACAGUUUAUUAGCGAUUCUCGAGGUAUAGGGCAUCCUCUUACCACUAAAUGUUAUUAUGAUAACUAGAUGUAAGAUGCAAAUUAUAAUGAAUGGCAGACUUAAAGUAAAUCAUUAAGGAUAUUAGAGACGCAAUCUAGUCAAAAGAUAAAGAAAUUCGUUGCGAGAAGUAGGCGUGAAUGCGCGAAAUAGUGUGAGCGCGAAAAAAAAAGCGUAAAUGAAAAAAUAGCGGAGGAUAACACGAGUAAGAGGAGAGAGAGCGAGAGAGUGAGCGAGAGAGAGAGAGAGAGAGAGAGAGAGAAAUAAGCGUAUCCGACUGUCGAUAGAUCCCUCGCAGACUAAAGAAUUUAUAAUUAAAAGCCUGAAUUUAUAACUCUGUCUACUGUAUCUAUCAUGACGAUACUAUUCCACGUUCUUCUACAUGGUGUGGUCAGACUGAAUAGACGAAUUAAUCUAUAGAUCUCGGUAAAUUAAUGUAGUAAAACAUGCAUUUUGAACUUUUUGCCUUUCCGCGUAAUGCUUCUCGAUAACUUAGAACCUUCACUUUAUAAUCGAGAUGAUUCUUGUAAAUUGUAGUGUCAUACCUUUGUGCAAGGGAAUAGUGACGAAAUGGUUAAAUGGAUGAGUAAUAAUAAAAAAAGAAAAAAACCAAAUAAAGGUAAACGUAUUUAAAAGAAGAUAUCGAGAAGGAGAGAUGAUAGAGAAAAGAGACGAGAAAAUAUAUAUAACUAAGGAGAGUAACCUUGUGUGUCGUACAGGCCGACCAUACCUUGUCACGGUGCAUGUAAAAAGUACCCAAAACACUGUACAUUACGUAGAUAAUUCAUUAAAAGUAUAGUAUUAUAUCGCUGCACUUUAGUACAAAAUCGCUUCACCUUGUUUCAGAAUGACAAGUUUAUAUCAUCUUUCGGUGUGCUGUCGUGACGCGUGAAUGCCUGCAACAUAUUAUAAAACUAUAAGCAAAGAUAACACUUGUAAAGGUUGUGUAAUUAAGCUACGAAACACUGAUUAAUUUCCGUACGUUUCUUUCGCGCCUUCCUCAUAGUGUGAUUGGAGGUUUGUCCGCGUAAAGGCUAAUAAAACUCGUUAAUCGAGGCGUUUAAUGUAUUAUCUCUGGCGCAUAAACUAAGAGUUAAGGAUGUUGAAAAGUAAUGUUCCUGUGAAUAGUCUCCUUUCGUGAUACGAACCAAAGUGAUUCCGUUUAGAAGCAAAAGAUGGAAGAAAAUAAAUGAUAAACAGAAAUAACCUUAAAGAAGAAAGAAAAAGAUAAAAUGAGAGAGAAAUGAAGUACGAGAUAUAAGCGUAUUAAAUUUAUUAUCUUUCUUAUAAUCUCAUGUAAAUUGUUAUAUUAGUUGCUUCGAUCGUAAGAUAAAGUAUCUUCUUCGUUUUUCCAUUCUGUCAACGAUUAGUAAAACUCUACCUCGUGCACGCGUCGAUCAUUUUUCAUAAUUCUCAUCAUGUUUUUAAGCAAUUUCUAUACACUUCGCCCGCUGUAACUUGAACGAUUUUAAAUAAUAUCUUUCACUUUGAAUCGCAUGAAUAAGUGGGUGGAGGUGGAGGUGAGGGUAAUAUAGACAAUCUGUAAUUGCUGCUCCUAACAUUUAAAUUAUUUUUAUCGGAAAAUAAUUUAUGUUUAAACAAUGUCGUAUCAUUAACAAUAACAGAAUGCGUACAAAAUCCAGGUCUAAAGCCCGAUGUUUUAGCCAUUAACGAUAUGUUUCAUUAGACGCUCUAUGAAUUCAACCGCUUCUCUGAGUUUACUUGUCUAUCUUAUUCCAUUUUAAUCGUCCAACACCUUCUUGUAAAUAAUGUACAUUUCAUACUUUCCAAAUCCCUUUUCAAUCGUUCAACGAAUAAUCCCACAACAAAUUUCAGCGUAAUCCGACGAGUUUUCAGCGGGGCGAGCCAAGGAAAAAAAAUGUCAAGUUAAUGUUAUCGUGUAAACGUAAGCUCUUAUCUUCCUAUAAAGCUAAAGCGAUGUAAGAAAAGGAAAGACACGAAGGAAAGGAAUGGAAAUGAAAUUACGGAAAGAAUCGGACGUACGGACAACAAAUAGACACGGACAGAUGGAGACGUUGAGAAGAUGCAUCUUUGUGAGUAUGUGUAAAUUUUGGAAAAACGUCACACCAAAAUAAUACGUAUUUUUCGAUGGGAAGGAAGAAAAACAUAUUACAUGUAGCUUAUACGUUAAAGCAAAACAAGCGAGAAACAGACAGAAUGAAUGUGCAUGUACGUAUGAGUGAAUGAAUGGAAGAGAAAAAACGAGGAAGAAAAUACGAUUGUCAGUGAUAGCCUGGCCUUUUUCGCCACCUUUAGUCGUACCAAUCGCAUUUAUAAUAGAGGGGUAACUGUAGUCUUCGUAAAAAGAACUCAUGAAUGGACUUAAAUAAAAAAACAAAAAAACGAAAAACUAGAAGAAACACUUAAGGAUAAGCAAAGUUUUCCAGAGCCGAGAGCUUUUCAGGUACUUAAAAAAAGAAGGAAAAAAAAGAAGAAGGAAGGACAAAAAAGCAAACGAACAGGAAGGAAGAAAGAGGAGGUAUAGUAAAAAAGACAGGAGAGAAGAAACUAAAUGUAGAAAGAAACAAAACCGCUUUACACUGGCCGUUAAGUGAUUAACUUAAGAGUUUUUGUAUCGUACGUUUAUUAAGACUACUGUUUUUUCUCACUCGAACCACCCCUUACUACCAGUAUUCGAAAGGACGAUGUUUGCCGCGUCACUUUGAUAUCUGUAAACAGCAACGUGAGAAAAUAAUGUAGGGAAAAGAGGAGAAGCAUUAUAAAAAAAAAAAAAAAAAAAAAAAAAUAAGGAAAAAAUAAAUAAGUAACCGAUAAUUCUAGAGAGUGGAAAUGGAGAAAUUGGCGAAAGAGCGAAAAAGGGAGAGAGGCAGAGAGAAUACGUAUAAACGAAACGGCCGUGCACUGCAAAACGUACAUUGAUUAAAAUACGUAUUGUCGUUUAGCACAAAUCAGUUGAAAAUCGAGAGAUUAAGUAAUUACAAAAAUGAUGAACGAAACCGAUGAGAGACGGGAAGCCAGAUAAACCGAGGACGAAGUUGUUAAAAAAAAAAACGAGAAAAAUCAGAAAAAAAAAACGAAAAAAGAAAA
This is a messenger RNA of Bombus terrestris (buff-tailed bumblebee), 13946 nucleotides long. RefSeq names its product serine-rich adhesin for platelets. NCBI's taxonomy places the organism in Eukaryota, Metazoa, Arthropoda, Insecta, Hymenoptera, Apidae. The transcript is spliced from 8 exons. Bases 1926 to 10424 code for a protein of 2832 amino acids. The record is from RefSeq and is a predicted model, not a curated record.